Phalacrocorax carbo (great cormorant) is the source of this 916-nucleotide messenger RNA. The record is from RefSeq and is a predicted model, not a curated record. Lineage: Eukaryota; Metazoa; Chordata; Aves; Suliformes; Phalacrocoracidae.
GGCGUGUGGAGGCGGGCGCAGCCAGGCUUUAAAAGUCCUCGCGGGGACAGGUUUUGCCUCCGCGCCACCCCACCGUCCCCAUGGCCCCUGCGGUGCCGCUGGCUCUCCUGGCACUGGUGGCCCUGCUGGCCCCGGGGCUAGGGGUGGCCUUCCCCAGCUGUGACUACCCGGUCCACCUCUGGUGCAGCUCACGGGAGAUCGCCGUCGCCUGCCAGGCGGAGAGCCGCUGCGCCAAUCUCUCGCGCUCGGCGGCUGCCCCCGUGGAGCUGACCCUGUACUAUGAGAGCCUGUGCCCAGCGUGCCGUGGGUUCCUGGUCCAGCAGCUCUUCACCACCUGGCUGCUGCUGCCCGCUGAGGCCCUGAACAUCACCCUGGUGCCCUACGGCAACGCCGAGGAGAAGAUCGUCAGCGGGAAGUGGCACUUCCAGUGUCAGCAUGGCCCGGAGGAGUGUUUGGGCAACAUGAUUGAGACCUGCCUGAUGCACGAGGCCAAGAACUUCAGCACCUACUUCCCCGUCAUCUUCUGCCUGGAGUCGGGCAGCUCCGUCACCAAGAACCUGGAGGCCUGCCUGCAGAUCUACGCCCCGCAGCUGGACAAGGACCGCAUCGCCGCCUGCGUGCAGGGGGACACGGGGGCCGCCCUGAUGCACCGCAACGCCCAGCUCACCGAGGCGCUCGACCCCCCGCACCAAUACGUGCCCUGGAUCGUCAUCAACGGGAAGCACACGGACGAGCUGCAGGCCCAGGCCGAGGCCUCGCUGCUGGGGCUGAUCUGCCGCCUCUACCAGGGGAAGAAGCCCGAAGCCUGCGGGGGCCCGGCGGCCCCGAAAGCCCUGAGCGGCUGCAGGCGCUGAGGGACGGCGUGGGAGCACCGAGCAAGAGGCGAAUAAAAAGGAUGGUUUUGAUGGAAAAACAA